GGGGUGUGUUUAUGCCGAGGGGCGGCCGGACACCGCCGCGCCAUCGCCAGUGUUGUGGUAGGUUCUACCGAGCGCGGUCGUAUCACUGUUACCGCAAAUCUUCGGACAAUAUAUCAAGUGAUUAAAUGAAUGCAUUCGUGAAAUUGGUGUGAGAUGGCCUUAUCGUUGCAGUCGAGCCAAAACUCCAGAGGUGUAUCGGUAAGGUCGCUGACAAGUAUGCGUCAGGAGUCCCUGCCGAUGUUAGCAGAGCGGCUACUGGCAAGCCGAGCAGCGGCUUUAGUAGCGGGCCUGCCGGCGGAACUGUAUUCGGGAGCUCUGCUAGCCGCCUGGCCGCCCUCACCUCCCACGCCGCUCCUGCCACCGCCUCUUCCUGAGAUAGAGCGCGCUCGCAAACGUCGCCGCACUCCUAAGCUCGAUGACAGUCUACCAACCGGACCACCUUCGCCACCCUCAUCUGGCUCAUCGCCCGGUGCCGCCGACCCACCUCGAGACAAACUCUUCACUUGUAAAGUUUGUUCAAGGUCGUUCGGCUACAAACACGUUCUCCAGAAUCAUGAACGGACGCACACCGGCGAAAAACCCUUUGAGUGCGGUGAAUGUCACAAGCGAUUCACGCGUGAUCACCACCUGAAGACGCAUCUUCGCCUUCACACCGGCGAGAAACCAUACAGUUGUCCACAUUGCCCUCGUCAUUUCGUGCAAGUUGCGAAUCUUAGGCGACACCUUCGCGUACAUACCGGGGAGCGCCCCUACGCGUGCGCGCGAUGCCCUGCUCGCUUCUCAGACUCCAACCAGCUCAAAGCACACGCUCUCGUGCAUGAAGGUGACGCACCGUUCGCUUGCCGCUGCGGCGCCAGAUUCAGGCGACGGCAGGCGGCGGCCUUGCACCGAUGCUCGGGCGGCAGCUGUGAGCCCGACACACCCAGCCCUCCUGCGGCCAUCGCCCCAGAUUGGCGCUGGGACGAUUGGCCUGAGCAGACAGAACCCGAAGACCUGUCGCUACCGCGUAGGCCGGCCACGCCGGACUCGCCGACCGACCUGCGUAUGCACUCGGCGUAG
Molecule: messenger RNA, 1059 nt
Organism: Pararge aegeria (speckled wood butterfly)
Lineage: Eukaryota; Metazoa; Arthropoda; Insecta; Lepidoptera; Nymphalidae
Product: protein krueppel-like
Exons: 3
Coding region: 154-1059 (301 amino acids)
Biological process (GO): regulation of transcription by RNA polymerase II
Molecular function (GO): RNA polymerase II cis-regulatory region sequence-specific DNA binding; DNA-binding transcription factor activity
Source: RefSeq, a predicted model, not a curated record